Messenger RNA from Ictalurus punctatus (channel catfish), 2256 nucleotides. It is a transcript of the gene st8sia3, whose product is annotated as ST8 alpha-N-acetyl-neuraminide alpha-2,8-sialyltransferase 3. Gene Ontology annotation, biological process: N-glycan processing; oligosaccharide metabolic process. Gene Ontology annotation, molecular function: alpha-N-acetylneuraminate alpha-2,8-sialyltransferase activity. The record is from RefSeq and is a predicted model, not a curated record. Bases 607 to 1734 code for a protein of 375 amino acids. Lineage: Eukaryota; Metazoa; Chordata; Actinopteri; Siluriformes; Ictaluridae. The transcript has 4 exons.
UUUACUUAGGAGUCCAUAUGGUGUGCCUUUAAUUAGAUAUUAGAGUAAUGCAUAAAAUAUUUUAAACAUGUUUGGGUUUUUUUUUAGAAAAAAAAAAAAAAGAAAAGAAAAGAAAGGAAAAAAAGCAAGCCCAGUUAACACCAAGUCACCACCAUAGCAACAAGCAAAAGGACGUGUAUCAUCUAUGCAGCGUUGCAAAACACGCAACCAGUGCUUCCGGUGCUCCGAUUUCUUUAUCCAUCCAGUUUCUGCCCAGGUCGAGUCUCCUUUAAAUAUCCACCGGAGUGCAUUAAUUAAACCCGAAAAGCUCGUGCAUUCCCUCCCCCGAGUACUAUUUCUAACCGGAGAUCCGCGAUGGCAGCUCGGUGCACGGGCUCACACCGGGAGGGAGCGCGAGGAGAACGCGAGCAUCUCUCCGCCACAGCAUCGCCUCCAUCGCGUGCGCAUCUGACAUCCUGCAUGAUGGGCUUUUCGUAGACUUGCAUGCGCACGAGCUUGUGGAGGUUGUUUGUUUGUUUUUGUAUAUGAAUGCAUGUAUUCGCGUUGUCGAGUUCAUCCUUCGGCAUCCUGUUUUGGCGCCCCGCCGGGGAAUGAGAGCAAGGCAUCAUGGUGCGCAUCCUCAGCGCCCUCGGCUUGGUCAUGUUCAGCGUGGCUCUGCUCAUCCUCUCUCUCAUCAGCUACGUGUCUAUAAAGAAGGACGCCAUCUUCACGGGCCCCAAAUACCCGAGCGGCGGCGGGCCGCGGAUGUACAUGUUUCACACGGGCUUCAGAUCCCAACUGGCAAUGAAGUUUCUGGACCCAGCAUUUACACCCUUGAACAAUGCCCUAAAUGAGAACCUACAGGAGAACUCAUCCAAGUGGAAGUUUAAUACAACGGGCUAUUUAGAGCAAAGUAAAGAGAUUGCCCAGUACAUCGACGUGCCACGCAACUUUACCCUGACCAAGAGCAGCGUUCGUGUCGGUCAGCUGAUGCACUACGACUACUCCAGUCAUAAAUACGUCUUCUCCAUCGGCGAGAACUUCCGCUCCCUCUUGCCUGACUCGUCGCCCAUCCUUAACAAGCGCUACAACACGUGCGCCGUGGUGGGAAACAGUGGAAUCCUGACAGGCAGCCGGUGCGGCGCCGCCAUCGACGCCUACGACUUCGUCUUCCGCUGCAACUUUGCGCCAACUGAGGUCUUCCGCAGGGACGUGGGCCGCCGCACAAACCUCACAACCUUUAAUCCCAGCAUUCUGGAGAAGUACUAUAACAACCUCCUCACCAUCCAAGACCGAAACAACUUCUUCCUGAGCUUGAAGAAGCUGGACGGAGCCAUCUUGUGGAUACCGGCCUUUUUCUUCCACACCUCAGCCACGGUCACGCGCACGCUGGUGGACUUCUUUGUGGAGCACCGGGGGCAGCUGAGGGUGCAGCUGGCCUGGCCUGGGAACAUCAUGCAGUAUGUUAACAGGUACUGGAAGACGAAGCAGCUCGCCCCGAAGCGGCUGAGCACAGGUAUCCUGAUGUUCACCCUGGCCUCAUCCCUGUGCGAUCAGAUUCACCUGUACGGUUUCUGGCCUUUUGGCUGGGACCCGAACACAGGCAAGGAGCUGCCCUACCACUACUACGACAAGAAAGGUACCAAGUUCACCACCAAGUGGCAGGAGUCGCACCAGCUGCCCACCGAGUUCAAGCUCCUAUUCAAGAUGCACACGGAUGGCAUCCUCAAGCUGAGUCUCUCGCACUGCGCAUAGAGGUCAAAGCCUGGAGGUCGGAAGGUCACAUGCUUGUUGAACGUGGAGAUUUGGGCAGUAGAGCUCUUUUAAGGGGCAUAUCGAACUUUAAAUAAUUAAAUAUGCUGGUAUCGAUGACGUCAAGUGCCAAUCAGCAACCUUCAGGCCAAUUUUAUGAUUCGACUUUUACAAACAACGCCCUGACUUGUAUGUCCGGACAGUACAUCAGCCAUACUCGCAGUUAGCAAACGCAGACCUAAUCAUGAGGUCUUUGAGCUUGUUUAUUUGUAUCUGACAUCUAGACGAGCAAUUCAUUGAACCAAGACUUUUGGAAAUGUGUUCACAACAACGACAGUCCAAGGCUCAGAACCGAUACGCCAUUACGAGAGAGACAUUUAGCUUUAAAGGCUAAUAUAAUUAAUAAAACGACACGCUUAUAUUAUAGCAUUCUGUAUAUCUAGGUGAACAUUAAGCGAACACAUCUUGAAGAAUGCUUCAGGAUCAAGUGCUGUUGAUCAGUAAACGUGAUGAUGCUUAACAUGA